Messenger RNA from Arctia plantaginis, 2874 nucleotides. The record is from the annotation of a GenBank genome assembly. Lineage: Eukaryota; Metazoa; Arthropoda; Insecta; Lepidoptera; Erebidae.
AUGAGCGGGUCGAAGUUCUACAUAUGGGGCGGCGGGCGAUGGCGUGAAGUAAACACCGCGUCGGGUGAGGUAGCCGGAUGGUCCCGGCGCCCUCGCUUUGUAUUCGCCAGGCGCGGGCGCCUGCGCGUGGCGACGAAGCGCAGGGUAUUGGUCGCGUUGCAGGCGCAUGCCGCGAACCUGCCUAGCGCCGUCGAGCUCGGGCCCCGAUUGUCCGUAUUGAGGAAUGAGCCGCCACCAACUCCCACUGUGAGGGCUCUGCCGAGUGUGCAGCCUGUCCAUCCCAUGUGUGCACAUCAUCACUGUUGCAUCUACUCUCAUGGGCUUCAUAACAACAAUUUCGACAAAUGCAAUCACAAUGACGCCCUCAUCACAAGCAAUUGUUCCACAAAAAAUGGAACCGCUGGCCUUGCUAUAUUAAAGGGAGCGUCCCUCACUAACGGAUCGGAUGCGGCCGUUCAGCACCGCGCCACCGUCGACGCCGCCGUGCAACACUCUGCCGGUGAUCACCACACGCUCUCGAUCAACCUUGAAGCGACGAACUUUUCACGACUCCAGCGACCUCCGCAAACCCACAGAUGUGAUCCCAAGCACAAUACGGCGGCGAGCGGCGUCGCAAGAAGCGAGGGCUCCCGCCCCCGCGCACCUCCGCUCCACAACUUACUCGGCCCAAUGAAACGGCAUCGUUCCGCUUUAUCAGAUAGUGACGACUCGGAGCAACAUUUCGAGCCGGCGAGCGAGACGAGACGCAGCCAGAACGACGAGCGGUCAACGAAGAGAACUCAGAAGACCGCUUCGAAGACUAAAAGGAGAGAGACGGGUGAAGGAAGAAAGAAACGCAGAUCGGAGAGUUUAAGCGACGAGAACCCAGAGGAAGCGUGCAAGGAACUGACGAUAUCCGAGUCGGACGUGCUGGCGCUACGCAGCUUGGUGCAGCGGACGCGGAGCGACGCCCUCGAGCGGUUCGACGCCGACGACGACUACAAGCGCAUGCUGUUCUACGCGAUCAACCCGCUGGUGCACGUAGAGCGGUGCCCGCUCACGGAGCGCGCGCUGCGAGAGCGCCACGCGCUUGCGCUGCCGCAGUUCGCCGCCCGCCUCGGCCUCACGCCCACGCCCACGCCCACCGGCGCCGACGCCGACAAAGAAAACAAACGCAAACCGGAGAGGCGAGUGCUGAGAAGUAAGAACGAGAAGCGGCGGACCGCGGCCCACAUCGAUGGUCCUUCCGAACUGUCCGAUAGCGACGACGAACUUGAAUUGUUUCAGAAUUCUCGUGGCAAUAAAAUACCAAAUAGUAAAAAUAACUUGCGCAAAAACAUAAGGGACCUCGUGUCGUUACGGGACAGUUAUAAAUAUAAACGUUUGGUAAUUAGUGACGACGGCAAAGGCGAUAAGAACCGACAUUCCCCUCGUCUCGCAACACACACAAAGAGUAAUCGUAACUCAGGUCGCGCAGCGUCUUUUAAAAAGUCUGAAAUUCUACGUCAAAAGGACGAAAACGAAUUGGAAUUAAAUUAUAAAUCUAAUAUCGACAAAUUUGGAACACCUAUAGAGAGCAGACGUGAAAACGCAUCCGAAGACAACAAGCGUAGGUCGUUGCGUCGCUCGACUCUGAUCCAGAGCAAUCGUGUCGAGGAUGAUGCAGGGAGUGACGAAAAACGCGAAACGCUUAAAAAUGGUGAAACUAGCCGCCCGGCGAGUCCCGCCCCUAAGCGCAACAAGCGCGAGAGUUUGCCUCGUGAUCUCGUGGGGACACCCAGCGACACCACAGACAGUUCCGAUAGCGGUGACACGGUCGACGAGCGCGAGUCGUCGCGAACUAAGAGAGUGACGCGACGCCGACCCGACUCCGACAGUGACGAGGAACGAGAAACGGUAGUCGACAGCGGCAGAGGAAGCGAACCGAGCGAAGAGCGCCGGUCGUUACGUCACAACUCUAAGCCGGAAAAACGGGACACCGAUAGCACCAGGAAAAGUAAUCGCAUAUCAGUCUCUGCGAUCACUAAAAGCUACACCGAGCGCUCGGCCAGUGAAGCGGACAGCGCCUCCUCCCUAGAGAAGUCCGUAACUCAGAGGAAUUAUUCAAAGAUUUCAGCUAAACAUGUUCCGAACGGUAGGACAAGUCGCGCGGGGACGGCCACAGCUGAUAACGAAGGCGCGGCGGUGUCCGAGCCUGCUAAACUGGUGAAGCCUUCAGUAAAAGCCGCGCCGAACAUAGCGCGGGCGCCGCCUGCGCCGGUGGAGGUGGCGGCGGAGGCGAGCGCCGCGCACGCGCACACGCACACCAUCAGCAAACGGGCGUCGAGCGGCAAGACGAAGGAGUACUCGAACCUGGAGGACCACGCCAUCGUGGCGUGGGUGUCGGGCGGGGCGCGCGCGCGCAGGGUCAACGGCAACGCGCUGUGGCGGGAGCUGCAGGACCAGUACCCGCGCCUCACCGGAGUCAGUCGGUCGUGGCACUCCCUGCGCAACCGCUACCUGCGCUACAUCCUGCCGGCGCUGGGCGCGCUGCGCCUGCCGCCCGCCGACGUGUCGCGCCUGCGCGCCGCCGCCGCCGCAGGGUCGCAGAGGCGGCGCGGCGCGGCGGGGGAGGGGCGCCGCAACUCCAUCUUCGACCAGAGCGAGGUGAGCGCAGCCUCCGCGCGGGUCGUGCGCCCGCUCCUCGCGCGCUCGCCCACGCCCACACACCCCAUCUCGCGCAAACAUUCUGAAGGCGCGAGCUCGCCGACGCGCCGCCCGCCCGCUCGUGACGUGACGGCCGCGACACGAGCCCCGGGACGCGACGCACCCGACGCUGAAGGCGCAGGCGGCGCGGGGCGGGGGGCGCGCUCCACGCGCAGCCGCAAGCUGUUCAACCCCAAGCUGGUGCUGUGA